Molecule: messenger RNA, 2517 nt
Organism: Sphaeramia orbicularis (orbiculate cardinalfish)
Lineage: Eukaryota; Metazoa; Chordata; Actinopteri; Kurtiformes; Apogonidae
Gene: stk16
Product: serine/threonine kinase 16
Exons: 8
Coding region: 145-1062 (305 amino acids)
Biological process (GO): protein phosphorylation
Cellular component (GO): Golgi apparatus; cytoplasm
Molecular function (GO): ATP binding; protein serine/threonine kinase activity
Source: RefSeq, a predicted model, not a curated record
AACUGCUCAAGAAGAAGAAGAAGAAGAAGAAGACGGGCUAGAACGUCACUUGAGAAACAUAAAGCUAACCUGUCAAAAUUAAGCCACAUCCAUGGAAGAAAGAGGAGUUUAAGAGCUUUUUUGGCAAACAAUGUACCAGUUAAGAUGGGGCAGACCCUGUGCAUAUGCUCCAGAACCUCCAUCACUAUUGACAACAAAAAAUACUUCUAUGUUCAGAAACUAGAUGAAGGUGGAUUCAGUUAUGUUGAUUUGGUCGAGGGUGCAAAGGAUGGUCGCUUUUAUGCCCUGAAGAGGAUCCUGUGCCAUGACCGGGAGGGCCGUCAGGAUGCACAGACAGAGGUGGAGAUGCAUCAGCUGUUUAAUCAUCCCAACGUCUUGAGCCUGGUGGCACAUGCCUUUGUUGAGCGUGGGGGAAAAGUUGAAGCAUGGUUACUUCUGCCUUAUAUCAUGAAAGGAAGCCUGUGGUCAGUUCUGGAGAAGCUGCGAGACAAAGGGAGCUCAAUGCCUGAAAAACAGGUUUUACAGAUUUUUCGUGGAAUCUGCUCAGGACUCAAGGCUGUUCAUGAUAAAGGCUACGCACACAGAGACAUAAAACCUACAAAUGUGCUUCUGGAUGAGGAUGACAGACCAGUUCUGAUGGACCUGGGAUCUAUGAACCGAGCCAGGAUUGAGGUUAGGGGAAGCAGAGAAGCCAUUACCAUCCAGGACUGGGCAGCUCAGCGGUGCACUAUUUCCUACAGAGCUCCUGAACUUUUCAAUGUCGAGAGCCACUGUGUUAUCGAUGAGCGCACUGACAUCUGGUCACUUGGUUGUGUGCUUUACUGCAUGAUGAUGCUGGAGGGGCCAUUUGACUUGAUCUUUCAGAAGGGAGACAGUGUUGCUCUAGCGGUCCAGAAUCCUGUGGCCAUCCCACAGUCCUGCAGAUAUUCAGAGGGCCUUCAGAUGCUGUUGAGCUCCAUAAUGGUAACGAAUCCACAGGAGAGACCAAACAUCAACUGGGUCCUGGACCAGGUACAAGACCUGCAGAGCCGAAGCCCCAACACCCAAACCAACAUGGUGUGACCUUGCACAGUAUACUAUAUUUGCACAUGUAUAUCUCCUCCGUUGAGCUUGAAAAUAUUUCUAUUUUUUAGUGAUUUCCAAAACCUUAGGUACAUGCUUUGACCAAACUUUGGGGGGUUGGCAACAGUUUCAGCUUUUAGUUUGACGGAUUUAUUCCAUGCUGUGUACCAUAAUGCAUACCUGUAGUCCAUAGAAGUUCACAGAAUGAUCAAAAGAUCAAGACGGAGGGUCUUGAAUGCAACUCAGCAGUAUCAUUCUCCUAGAUAUAGUUGCUUUUAAUGAUGAAGGGGCUUAGAUGUAAGACAAAGGGAUGAAAAAUAGAGGCUUUGCCAAACUUUACAUUGGGUGAAAGAUUCUGUCUAAAUUCAAUACAUAUCAGAUUACAUUCCCUACCCAGAAGGAAUAUGGACCCAUUUAUUCUUAUUUUUAAGCCUUAAUUCUUGUGUUUUGGGUGUAGUUUUUACUUUAGAUUUAGAAGUUCAAUCUCAUCUUUUGUCCGCACUUACAUUUACAUAGUAUGUACCUUUAUCUGAACUUAGGAAACGCUGCGUACUUCACAUCUGCAAUGCUGCAUUUGAACACACAGUGGUGCUACACCAUUACCAGUCCUUACAUGUCGACAUCUCUCUGUUGUGGAUAAUGUGUGAACAAGCUCAUUGUAGAGCACAGAGUGUAUCUACUCACACAAGAAGAGAGUAAAAUCAAGGACAAGAACAAGUCUGAGAGUAAAUUAAGUUUUGAUCAUUUUACGGAAUAAGUUGUGAGUUUGUAUUAACAAAAAGUCACAGUCAAGUCAUUGUCAUAUCUCCCAUUGCAGUUUAACUUUUUAACUUGAUAUUUCACUGUAUUGUGUUUUUAAUCUAAGUAUUUUUCCAUUACGCCUAAGCUUGUAUUAAAUGCUGGGUUUACCAGUGUGUAUAUCGAUGUGCUCACACUUCUUUUCUCUCAGGGUUCACCUACAUCUCCGAGGGUUUGACAGUCUUUCUUAAUAAACGUAACUGGUACCUUUUUAAAACUGUUGCUAGAUUAAAUAAUACUUUGGGCAUUUAAGUUAAGUGUAAUGCUUUUGUUGAUUUGGUAAGUUGAUGUUGGACCAUAGUGGAUCUGAAAAUGUUCUUGGUUAACUUGUACAGUUAAUUGUUGGAAUGGUAACUGAUUCAAUGUUGAAAUAUGUUCUGUUUUUAAUGUGGCAUUUGGAUAUGUCACAUGACCAUGGUUUUGUGCGAUUGUUAUUGGUGAACCACUACUGGUAUUACCCCACAGAUUAACGAAGGCAUAUUUUAAGUAUACUGGUAGUUUGAAGAUAACUGUAAGAGCGUCUUAUUUAAUCACGGGAAAUUCUUCUUAAUCUAUUGUUCACUGUACAUUAAAAUGACACAUUAGUUGUGUAGCUCUCUGUACAGUUUUCAAAUGAUUGUCUGUGAAAUAAACUGCAUCCUGGAUAUAAACACUAAA